Molecule: messenger RNA, 357 nt
Organism: Sphaerulina musiva SO2202
Lineage: Eukaryota; Fungi; Ascomycota; Dothideomycetes; Mycosphaerellales; Mycosphaerellaceae
Exons: 3
Coding region: 1-357 (118 amino acids)
Source: RefSeq, a predicted model, not a curated record
AUGCCGUAUGGUCACGGUGGCGAUCAGUCGCCCGCGCUUCCAUCGGUCUGUGGUGGCCUGAUGAUCACGGAUGCCAACCGUCUGGGAGAUGGAAUCAUGGAUAUCAGGCAGUAUAUGGCAUGUGGGAGCGUAUGGAGUAUGGACAAGACGUACCAAUUUGGAUGUUGGGGUAAAAUAAACGAGAUCCUGGAGUGCCAAAGUACCAAUACGCUCGCCCAUUUUGGUGCCGAGUCUGAGGCGGGCAGUCCCCAUCCCAAUGAUCCCAUUCUGCCCGACCUCGAAGCGAGAGCGACACCGACACCUGCUGAGACAGCUGCUGAGACACCUCCUGAGGCACCCACAGCACCGAGAGGAUGA